This is a messenger RNA of Staurois parvus, 531 nucleotides long. The record is from the annotation of a GenBank genome assembly. NCBI's taxonomy places the organism in Eukaryota, Metazoa, Chordata, Amphibia, Anura, Ranidae.
GAGAGCCGCUUCAGAGCCUCCUCCACCUCCAGCUGUCCCCUCUCCUCCCCAGAGUCCCAGAGCCUUGGGGGAAAGGGUGAGCAGGUCCCUCCCGACCCGGCUACCUCCAGGAGCUUCACAGAGGUGGAAGAGACCAGUGCAUCCUCAGAGCCAGAAGAGGGCACCCCAAGAGGAGGCAGCACGUCCAUGGCACAGCCGGAGAGCAGCCCCCCAGGAGCAGCCAGUGCAGACGGACAGACCCCACAGAUCUUCCCCUGGAUGAGGAAACUGCACAUCAGUCACGAUAUGACAGGUCCUGAUGGGAAGCGGGCGAGGACAGCCUAUACCCGUUACCAGACGCUGGAGCUGGAGAAAGAAUUCCAUUUUAACAGGUACCUGACCCGCAGGAGAAGGAUUGAGAUAGCCCAUGCCUUGUGUCUGUCCGAGCGCCAGAUCAAGAUCUGGUUUCAAAAUCGAAGGAUGAAAUGGAAAAAAGACAAUAAACUGAAGAGUAUGAACCUGGCCACAGCAGGGAGUGCCUUCCAGCCCUGA